Hyposmocoma kahamanoa is the source of this 2189-nucleotide messenger RNA. Its product is annotated as carcinine transporter. Gene Ontology annotation, biological process: transmembrane transport. Gene Ontology annotation, molecular function: transmembrane transporter activity. The record is from RefSeq and is a predicted model, not a curated record. Gene Ontology annotation, cellular component: membrane. Lineage: Eukaryota; Metazoa; Arthropoda; Insecta; Lepidoptera; Cosmopterigidae. The transcript has 8 exons. Bases 23 to 1930 code for a protein of 635 amino acids.
UGGACUGCCUGCUAGUGAAGUGAUGAAGAAAAAUAAUAAAGAAACAGCUCGCUAUGGCACUCAACAAAAAUUGGUUUCGGAAACAAAUGACGACCCCAUAGAUCUAGAUGAUCUUUUACCAAAAAUAGGAGAGUUCGGUUUGUACCAAAAACUUCUGCUCUGGCUUGUGUGCCUACCAGCAUGUCUGCCGUGUGGAUUCUGUGCCUUUAACCAGCUGUUCAUGACCGACGUGCCUGACCACUGGUGUAAGGUCCCCGAGUUAAUGGAGCUCAACUUGACGCAGCUGGAACGUAAAGUUCUCUCGAUACCACGCAAGGCAGACGACAACACGACUUUCGAAAAAUGCCUACGCUACUCUCUGAAUUGGAGCGAGGUGUUACAAACGAGAAAACCUAUAGCUAUGGACAGCAAUUAUAAUUAUUCGGUAGAGCCCUGCUUAGAUGGCCAUGAAUACGAUACAUCGGAAGUAGAAUCUUCUGUCGUAAUCGAUUUCGACUUAGUGUGCGAUUAUGAGUUGUACCCAACUCUUGGUUUAGUCGCACUCAAUGUUGGAGGACUAAUUGGCGUGUAUUGUUUUGGUCUCCUCAAUGACCGAGUAGGGAGAAAGAAGUCAUUUUUCGCCUGUCUCACUAAUUUGCUGGUGGGUAGUAUUAUGACCGCGUAUGCUCAAACUUACUGGUUCUGGGUACUGGCUAGAACCAUAGUGGGGUUAAGUAUCCCGGCCGUAUAUCAGAUUCCAUUCAUUAUAUCAUUAGAAUUGGCUGGUCCUAAUUAUCGAUCUUUCGUUACUAUCAUGACGUGUGUAUUUUACACUUUGGGUUUAAUACUUUUAUCUGGAGUCACGUAUUUAUUGAGAGAUUGGAGAUCACUCUCCUUAGCCACAUCAGUUCCAUUUAUAAGUUAUUACUUGUACUGGUUCUUCUUACCAGAAUCACCCAGGUGGUUACUUCUGAAGGGAAAACUAGAGGAAGCAAACGAAAUUUUAAAAUCAAUAGCUAAAGUAAACGACAAAGAACUGCCAGAAGAAUACACAACCAAAUUGCACAAACAAGUUUUGGAGCAAAAGGAAAAGGGAGGAGUGACAGAAAAAUCAGCUAGCGUUUUUGCUCUCUGUCGAACUCCGAACAUGAGGCUUAAAACUUGUUUAAUCACUCUCAAUUGGUGUGCGUCAGAGAUGGUAUAUGUUGGAAUGUGCUACUAUGGACCGGCACUUGGAAGCAAUCAGUAUAUGAGUUUUUUCCUGUCGUCGGCGGUAGAAAUACCAAGCUAUGUGAUUUGUUGGCUGAUCAUGGAUCGCGUUGGACGUCGUUGGCCGCUUUGUCUGUCAAUGAUUUUUAGCGGAAUAUUUUGCAUGAUCACUGUAUUAUUACCAAACGAUGCUCAAACGGAAACCCUUGUCUUGUACCUUAUUUCCAAAUGUUUUAUAUCCGCGUCCUUCCUGAUAAUAUAUCCGUACGCGGGUGAGUUGUAUCCGACGGAGUUGCGAGGAGUUGGAAUAGGAACGUCAGCAUACAUAGGCGGCUUGGGCUUGAUUGUAAUCCCUUUUAUAAAUUACUUGGGUUCAAGCAAUCUUGUGCUACCACUGCUGGUGAUGGGCGCUGUGUCUGUGGUGGGCGGCAUAACAGCCCUCCGGCUUCCAGAGACAUUAAAUUGCCCAAUGCCACAAACAGCUGAAGAAGGCGAGGAAUUUGGCAAAGACUGGACUUAUAAGGACUGUUUCGUAUGCGGUGAACAAAGAAAAGUAACCGACUCAGAAUCAUACGAGAAUCUGGACAGACUGGAACUAAAACAAGCGCCUUUAGCUGACGAUGAAGUGCCUGAAUUGUCCAACCUAAGAAGAAGUUCCAUGCGGAAAUUAGUCAGGCAAGCCAGCGUUCUGGAGACCCAAAGAGACAUCGACGGAAAUAUCAAAAUGACUUAUUGGUUCUAAUAUUUUGUACAAUAAGUUUUUAUGUAUUUACUUAAUUUUAUGAAUAUUGAACGCUAAAUGCAGACCAGUCACUCACAGAAUGUAUCUCAGAACAGUAUAAUAAUUGUUGUACUAAGUAACCCCUUGGCAAAGAGGGCUAAAACUUUGUACUCAUAUGGCAGAUUUAAUAAAUAACACUUUUUAGUAGGUAAAGUUGUUGUUCAUAGGAGUAGAGUAAGCCACAAGGAUUGAUAUUAAGUACAAGCGAUACCCAAAUGUU